This is a messenger RNA of Frankliniella occidentalis (western flower thrips), 6859 nucleotides long. RefSeq lists its product as uncharacterized. Gene Ontology annotation, cellular component: nucleus. The record is from RefSeq and is a predicted model, not a curated record. Lineage: Eukaryota; Metazoa; Arthropoda; Insecta; Thysanoptera; Thripidae.
AGAAUUAUGCGCGGUUUUACAUUGGCCAAUCGGCGUUGGCCGUAGAAACGAACUAGCUUUCUGCGCACCCGUCUCGUCGUUGAGGAGGAAAUCAACAUGGCAUCCGACAGAAUGCGAAGUCCUGCGUCAAGUGAAUUUUACAAAUCUAAAAGCAGCACUUCACACGAUCUUGAAAAAACUGUGAUCAAUUAUGAUGCAACGAACGAUGAGGUGAAGCGGGGGUUGCCUGUCAGCGCUCUGGAAAAGCGCGAAGCCCACAGUUACCGGAAUCUUCCUGGUUUGUUCGAAACGGCGUCAUCUGCGGACUGUGUUGUGAGGAAAAUAGUAAACACAGAGUUGCACCAUGAUUCCCAAGAAAAGAGAUUGAGUGAUGUGGGGAGUAACAGUUUAAGCUAUGUUUCGAAGUAUGGAAAAAGUGCAACUCACGACCUUCCGUUCAGCGCAAAUAUGAGCGGAAUGGCGAAACCUACUGCUUACGCUCGGGAAGGUGGACAUGUAUCGAAGUCGGCAAUCACAACGCCUUCAAAUGGAGAUUUGCAAGGGCAAACAGCUAAGAAGGUUACGGAUAGUCCAGAUUACAAGAAACACAAAAAGAAACACAAGGAAAAGGAUAGACACCAUGGCAAAGACUGUUCUCGAGAUAGAGAUCGACAUAGGGAUCGUGAUAAAGACAGGGAUCGAGACAGAGAUAGAGGAAGAGACAGAGAAAGGGACAGAAACCGAGAUAAGGACAGAGACCGAGAAAGAGAGAGAGACAGGGAUAGGGAGAGACACAAGGACAAAGACAGAGCUAAAACUCAUGACAGAGUCAAAGGUAAAGAAAGAGACAAAGAAAAGGACCGAAACAGUACAAAGGAAGUUGACAAAGAGCAGCGAUUGAAACUAAAGGACAAGGAUGUGUCUCUUCCUAAACAAGAUAGAGGAAACAGUGGUGAUGACGACUGUUCAAUCAAGAACCAAAAUAUAUGCCCAGAAAAAGUAAUGCUUGAAGAGGCCAACAGUGAACCCCUCACAACACCACCAGAAACCCCUGUUUCUGACACUGUUGCUCCUAUGAACACUUCUGAAGUGCCCCUCUCUUCACAUCAUGUGCCUAUUGCAUCUCUACCUGAUUCAUACGUUAGUGGAGACUUGUGGCCUGGAGAAUCCACUUCUGGCCCAAGCAUUGGUGCAGAGGUACUGGUUUGUCAUCAAGAAGAAGUAUGUAAUGAAAUUGUUUGUGCCACAGAAGAGGAAGUUAAAGACCACUGUACUGAUGAAGUCAUAAAGGAAGAAAUUAUUGAGCCAGUAGAAUGUCAGGAUGAGCUGUAUGAAAGUAGUUGCAUUGUUGACAGCAGUGUUUCCUUAGAGGUCACUGCACUGACCAGUGCUGAAGAGCUGCUGCCGAAUUGUGAUAGUUCCCCCUGUGAAAAACAAGUGAAGAAAAAUGAUAAUCUUCCCUCUGAACCAACUAUUGAUAAUCUUAGUCCUUCUUACCUGAACAGCUCAUCCUAUUGUGAGAAGGUUGCAGUUAAAGAAGAAAAGGUUGACAAAUUUGACAGUGCAACAAACGAGCCUUUAAUAAAAGAAGAGGACAAACAAUCCUUCAAAGCCAAAGCUGAAGUACCAGUCAAUGUGAAAGAAGAUAAAGAGAUAUUUGACAAUAAAUCAAAAAUUAGUGUUGUAGCAAAAGUUUCUGAAGAAAAGCGACAGUCUAUUGAAGAAUUUAAGUUGAAAUGCGAAACCAAUAUCUCUUCUCUCAAAGAUAAAGAAAAGCCACCACAAAGAAGACCCAGCAGUAGUGGGUCUAGUAGUCACAAAAGUAGUCGCCGAGACUCUGACAGGAAAGAUCAUCGGUCUUCUUCUCAUCAUUGCUCUCGCUGCUACAAAAGAUCAAAAAUUAAACGAGCCAGUAUUGGAGUUCAAUGCAGAAGAGACAAAAGCAUAGGGAAGCUUCUACAGCCAGCUCCACCUCCGCCACCGUCCACAUUAAAUUGGCACCCAGCCCAGAGACCCUCUUCAAUUAGCUCCAUUUCCAAACCAGAGCAUUAUAGUCAUCCAUCAUCUGAUUUGUACCGUUAUGCACAGUAUAUGCACAUAGAAACUCAUCCUAAUGGUGGAGCAAGUGUAGUUCACAUGUAUCAAGAAGAACUUAACCACCUAACUCCAGAUCAAAUGAAUGAACUUUCUGAUGAGUAUUUUAAGGUUGUUUUUGGAGAAGAUGAAAAUGGCAAUGCAUUUCAUGUAAUGGGUAUUGUGCACAACUCUGCGUCCUACUUACCAGAUCUCUUGGAUCAUAUGGCAGACCACUACCCAACAUUAACGGUUAAAAAUGGUGUUCUUGGUAGGAACUCUGAUAUUGAGACCACUAACAUGGCAGCAUAUAGGGAUCAGACUAUGCCUUGGGGUCCUUUGUCUGUGGUCCAAAUGGAAUCCCCUUUAGAGUCUAAUGACGGACCAAUCUUAUGGAUAAGACCAGGUGAACAGCUUGUGCCAACAGCUGAUAUGCCUGCAAAGUCCCCGUUUAAACGAAAACGCACGGGUAUCAAUGAGCUAAGAAACCUCCAGUACUUGCCGCGUCUUUCUGAAGCAAGAGAGUACAUGUUUGAAGAUCGUACCAAAGCCCAUGCAGACCAUGUGGGUCAUGGACUGGAUCGAAUGACUACGGCUGCAGUUGGUAUUUUAAAGGCUGUGCAUUGUGGCGUUCCAAGCCCUCAGAAUCGAGUCACAAAAGAUGUUGUAGCGUUCUAUGCUGCAGAUUUCCCUGACCUUGUGGAAAAAUUGCAACUUGACCUUCAUGAACCACCUAUAUCACAGUGUGUGCAAUGGGUGGAGGAUGCUAAAUUGAAUCAACUGCGAAGAGAGGGUAUACGAUAUGCCCGAAUCCAACUGUAUGACAAUGACAUUUAUUUCUUACCACGCAACAUCAUUCAUCAGUUUCGAACAGUAACUGCUGUGACAAGCAUUGCAUGGCAUGUCCGCCUGAGUCAAUAUUAUCCAGAGUCUCUAUUGAGUCAAGACAUUAAACACUCAAGAGUAGUCACUGGAGUUAACAACUGCCAUAUUUUUAGAGAGAAGAAAGAUUUGCCCGACCAACCUAUGAGAUCACAUCAACCUAUGUCUUCUGAUUUUGUCUUGAGUGAAACAUCAAGUGAUGAGGAAAAUUCUUCACCCCGCAAGAAACCUCGUCGAAGAUCAUCAUCUUCCCCAGAUGUAAGGUCAGAUCAUAAGAAAACGUCUCACAAGGAUAAGAAAGAAAAAAAAGUUUUCGACAAGAAAAGCGAUAAGUCUUGCAAAGGUAGUCAGUCCAACGGAGGAUUGGAAACAAUCCCUGUUAAAAAAGAUUUUAUUAAAUCAACCACUGAAAAUGGUAAUGCCUCUUUCAAUGGUGUUUGUGUCCCAUCAGAGCCUAAGCCAGUGGAUAAGAUACACAAAAGUGUUUCCUUACCGAGCUCAAAUUCUAGUAAACAUACCAACAGCAAAGAUCAUAAAGUGAGUUCUAGCUCUAAGCAUCAUGGGAGCAGCAGUAGCAGUAGUCAAAAGCAUAAAGAAAGCAAGCACAGUAGCAAAGAAAGCCAAGUAGACGGUUCCAAAAGCAGCAGUAAAUCUAAAUCAAGUAGCAGCAGGAGUAGCAGUAAGCAUAGAGACAAGCAUGGAAGUAGUUCCAGCUCAUCCAGCUCAACUUCAAGGCUGAAAGAGAAUAAUGCUGUUCGUAAUCUGUCCGUGGCAUUAGAGGAGAAAACACUUCCCUCUGAUUGUGCAAGCCUAAAUGAUACUGUUAAACCAUUGAUGUCUGAGUUUAAAAAAACCAAAGACUCAAGCGAUAUUGGCAAUACUUGAGGUUUGGUUAGUAUUUGUUUAUUUCAUAUUGCAAUGUAGGAGUACAUAAAUAUAUCACCGUUGAGUACAGCACUUACAUUAAGGUCCAGAAAUUAUAUUAUGAGUUUACAAUACCACUGAUAGUGGUACACUUUGUUUUGUGUAUAGAAGUAUAUCUUUGUUUCUCUUGCUAUUGUUUUGGAUCGAGUGGACAGAAAUGCUUAAGUACAUAUUUUAUUUUUAUUUUUUUCUUCAAUAUAGCAUUGACUGUAGAAGCCACAUGGUUUUACUUUUUCAGAUUGUUCCCCUUUGUUAGGCUUUUGUAUAAUAGUAUAUUUUAACUCUUUCUUUUUUGUUGUUGUUGUGGAGUCCUUGUAGGUGUAGGUAGAUAUUUGUUGACUGCCAAAUGAAUUAAUUUACCAGUAGUUUCUUUUGUCUUUUUAAAAAUCUUUGUUUUAGGAUGCUGUGUUGUAUGUUUCAGGCAGUUUUGUUUUGCCCUCUGUCUGCAAAGAUUCAUUCUUAAUUGAAAGAAAGGAGGUGGAAUGAAACUAAAGAUUAUCUGCCUUUGACAUGAUUUUAACUCUAGCUUUGUCUUAUUUGUGACCUUAGAAGAACUUCUUCUCUGUACCAUUUAUUCUUGACUUAUGUCUUUAUCAUUUCAAUUCACUUUUGCUCUAGACAUACGUUCUCAUCUGUUUCUUUUUUGUUGAGGACUGUUUUACUUUCUGUUGCCUUUUGAUUAAGUUGAUGAAAUCAGCUACCUGUAAAUUGUUCCCUUUCCUUUUAUAUUUGAAUCCUCAUCAAUUUAGUUAAAUCAGUGAACUGACAAUUUGGCUGACUUCUAAAGGUCUUACUACGAGGCUGUGGAUUGACCUUUGAAACUGUGAGGUUAGGUCUCUAAAACAAUUUGUCGACAUAUUUUAGUUAGAUACCAAUCAUCUCUACAUCCAUUGAAAAAAAAAUGAAAAAUCCGGUUAUUAACUCUGUGGGUGCUGUGUAUUAGGUGCUGCUAGUUAUGCAUUAUUUUGUAGUCCUAACUUCAUCUAUGUAUGAUACCACAAAAUGUGCGUCAAUGCUUUGUAAUAGUACAUUUAUGUAGCCUUUGAAAGUUAUUCAUCACAUGCUUCCAGCUUACUAAUAUGUAAUAAUCAUUUUACCCUUAGUUGCAUAUGGUUAGUUAUCUUCAAGCUUUAUUUACCUACUUAGCACUCUGAGCCAUUUUCAAUGCUAUUUUUUUGUGUCUCUACCAUCAUCUCUUGAGGUCUGCUUUCCAGAUACUGUAGCUCCUAAAAGUAUGCCUUUAUCACAAAGCACAGCCUGCCAAAGCUUAUUUAUUGCAUAUAUUUUCAAAUUAUUCUAAUUUUUAAAAUAAGGGAAAUUUGUACUAAAGUCAAUCCCACAACAUCAAGCUAGCAAAAUCAAUGUUUGGUAACAUUUUAGUUUUUUUCUAAUCUUUUUUCUCUUAUUAUUUGUGCUCUAAGUUCAUCACUUGGCGUAGUAUUCUUGAAGAAAUAAUGGAGACGGUAAAGAUUAAAUUUAUCUAAGCUGCAAAAUAGUAUUUGUUGAUUAGGUUUUAAUUGUAGUGUGUUUCCUCUGGCAUUUCUUUCAAGUUUGUUUUAGUGGUCUUUUAAGAGUAAUGACAUUUAUUUUGAACCCCCGUCACUUUAUAUUUAACUUAUCAAUCAUUGUGAAGGUACAAAUUUAAUUUAUGUUAUAGAUUUAGCUGGCAUUUGUAUUAAUGAAACAUACUUUACUUAGAUGUUUGUUGUGUUGACAAAUAAACAUCUGUUUUAUGAUACAUGUUGGAAAUAGGGGCUUAAACUGUUUCUAGGUUGUAACCAUUGAUAUGUUGCCUAGAGGUUUGAGGCUUCAUCUUAAUCGAAGCACUGUUACUGUAGAUCUUUCUUCAUAUGGCAAUAAUUCAGUUGACGAGCUUUUGCUCUCAUCAUUCUGCGUACAUCACAAAUUUUGCUAUUGCUACAAUGCCUUUGUAGGGCUAAUUAGACUGAUUUUCCUCCCCCUAAUUUGUUCAUUUUUUUAAUAUCACAAGUUAAGGCAAGAAAAUAUUUUUUUCUCUAGACUUUUUAAAAAUUUGGACUUAUUGAUUUUUUUUAAUAGGCAGGCAUAUUUAGCUUGGCAAAAAAUGAUGAGCUUUUGUUAGAACAGUAUUUGAAGUUCUGUGCUUGUCAAAUAUUUCUAAUUGCAAUGUUCAGCCUCAUAGUCUGAUGCUUUGUCUUGCCUUAUUUCUUGUCUCCCCAAAAGUAGCUUUCCCUUUUUCGAUUGGAAAACUAUUUUGUUGCCGGAUUUUAGAUUUUGAUUAAUUAUGAAGUCAUAUCAACUCUUGAAGGGCACAUGGUACUGUACUAAUAACUAACAGCUAUUUGUUGACUGACAAAAACUACAACCUUUGUGCUGAGUGGCAUCAAUUCCCCACUGAAGAAAUUAUUGUUCUUUUUGUUGACCUCCUGACGUAGUACAAAUAAUCAUUAGAAUUUUGCUGUUGGUAAGAAACAAAAUCCUAUAUGGUGCUAUGUAAAUGUACUUUGAAGAAAAUUGUCUCUAUAUCCUUCGUGGUUUUUUUGAAAACAUCUUGCAAGGGUUGUAUCAGUUCUUUAACAACACUGAUAAUGGAGUUGAUCAUAUUAUCCCAUAACCAACAGGUACAUAGUUGAGAUGCAACACUAGACAAAUUUCAAGUCUGUUCAUUUUAUGUCUUUCAGUGCCUGAUUUUUGUGUAGUUUACAUUUAUAGAUGAUUUAUGCAUUGUUCAAUGAUGUUAUUUUUUAUGUAAAGUUCAGGCUGGGUGGUCUAGUGUAAGUUUAUGAAGACUGGGUUUUCUAAACAAUUAAAAAAAAAAUACUUAAUAAAAAUUGGAUCUAAGAACGUACUUGAUUAUUUUGGAACUAAGAGGUUUGAUUCAUCUUCUUUCUUGAAAAUUAAUUGAAAUGUUGCUGCUCCCAAAAGUUCUCCAAAGACCUUUGUGUAACCCUAAUAACUGAUUAAGUAUUGAUCUGUCGGCAAUAAGAUUCUUCUGAAUAAAUUGUAGGUGAAUGAUUUUAUA